Messenger RNA from Puntigrus tetrazona (Sumatra barb), 422 nucleotides. Its product is annotated as protein preY, mitochondrial-like. The record is from RefSeq and is a predicted model, not a curated record. The transcript has 2 exons. NCBI's taxonomy places the organism in Eukaryota, Metazoa, Chordata, Actinopteri, Cypriniformes, Cyprinidae. The coding region runs from base 81 to 422 and encodes 113 amino acids.
AGCUCAUCGCUUCCGGUUCACUCUUAGCCAGUCGGAAGGGCGAAGCAAGUUGUUUUUUAGCCAUACAGCCGUCUUCGGACAUGUCUCAUGUAUUGAGGACACUUGUCUCUGGAGUGUUCAGCGUGCAGAGAUCUGUGAGUGUCCUGCGUCCCGUGAGCGUAGGGAAGAUCCGAGGACAACAGCGCAGCCGCAGCGACGCAGUGAAGGACAGCCAGAGCCAGCCGUUUGAUGAGUCUCUGCUUGAGUUUCUUGUGUGUCCGCUGUCCAAAAAACCCCUGAGGUACGACGAAAGGAGCAACGAAUUAAUAAACGAAGAGCUUGGUAUCGCAUAUCCAAUCAUUGAUGGUAUUCCUAACAUGAUCCCACAAGAUGCAAGAAUGAUCCAUAAGAGCGGAGCGACUGAAAAACCCACUGAAUCUUGA